CUUUACAGUUGCAUGUUCCCAAACCCCAAAGAUUGUCAGGUUUGAUGUUGACUGCCCUCUAUUUAUUCCCCCUAACCUUGCCCUUCUUCUUCACUUCCUCAAACAAACUACUUUCCAGGAAAGCCAAAAAAAUGGCUGUGUUGGGGACUGUUUUGGUGGGGUUUCUCUCAAUCGUCUCUUCUGUUCAGGCAUAUUAUGGUGGUUGGACCAAUGCUCAUGCCACUUUCUAUGGAGGAGGUGAUGCUUCUGGAACAAUGGGCGGGGCUUGUGGAUAUGGAAAUUUGUACAGUCAAGGUUAUGGAACAAGCACUGCAGCCCUCAGCACUGCAUUGUUCAACAAUGGGUUAAGCUGUGGAGCCUGCUAUCAGCUCAUGUGUGUUAAUGACCCUCAGUGGUGCCUUCGUGGCUCCAUCACUGUCACUGCCACUAACUUCUGCCCUCCUGGUGGUUGGUGUGACCCUCCAAACCACCACUUUGAUCUCUCUCAGCCCAUCUUCCAACAUAUUGCUCAAUAUAGAGCUGGAAUUGUUCCUGUAAUCUACAGAAGGGUGAGAUGCAAGAGAAGUGGAGGGAUUAGGUUCACAAUAAAUGGUCAUUCAUAUUUCAAUUUGGUUCUUAUAACAAAUGUUGGAGGAGCUGGAGAUGUGCAUGCAGUGUCAAUCAAAGGUUCAAAGACUAGAUGGCAACCAAUGUCAAGAAAUUGGGGCCAAAAUUGGCAGAGUAACUCCUACCUUAAUGGACAAAGCCUCUCUUUUGUUGUAACCACAAGUGAUGGCCGCAGUGUGGUGUCUUACAAUGUUGCCCCUGCUGGCUGGUCCUUUGGCCAGACAUAUACAGGAAGCCAAUAUCGGUAUUAGCCAUCAGAUCUAAAGCUAAAUUAAGCAACCCUUUUAGUAUGUUUACAUAGAAAGAAAGUGUAUGGGUAAAAAUAUAUGUGGGGGUCAAGACUAUUUCAGAAAUGGCCCUUUUCUUGUUGUAAUAUGAUUCUGAGAUUCUGCAGUUCAUCAUGGCAGGCUUUGGAUUAAUGAAAAGCCUAAAGGCCUUGAUAACUGCUAGGAAGAGAAACAAAAGUGCUUCUACUGCCCUUUUGUUGUCGAUACAUAACACUAGAAGUGCUUUUAAGAAUUGCCUCUGUAAGGUAGCACUGUAAUAAGCUACUGCUGAAUAUGAUCAAGUUUGCACCAGAGUUUUUUCUAA
Mangifera indica (mango) is the source of this 1197-nucleotide messenger RNA. RefSeq names its product expansin-A10-like. Lineage: Eukaryota; Viridiplantae; Streptophyta; Magnoliopsida; Sapindales; Anacardiaceae. Bases 45 to 857 code for a protein of 270 amino acids. The transcript has 4 exons. The record is from RefSeq and is a predicted model, not a curated record. Gene Ontology annotation, biological process: plant-type cell wall organization. Gene Ontology annotation, cellular component: extracellular region.